AUGACAGUGACAUCGUAUGCUGUAGAAAUUGAAGAUCUGACCUAUACAUUUCCAAGUAAGAAUGAACCUGCUCUAAGGGAAGUGACUAUGCAAAUCCCUUGGAAUACCAGAACUUUAGUUAUUGGAUCUAAUGGUGCUGGUAAGUCUACUCUGUUAAAAUUAUUAAGUGGGAAACAUUUAUGUUUGAAUGGUAAGAUUCAAGUCAAUGGUCUAGACCCCUUCAGUCCACUAUCUAUGCAUCUACCAAAUAAUGAUGAAGCUGAUGGAGAUGUCCAAGUGAGCACUUAUUUGGGCACAGAGUGGUGUCACAUGAAUAUUAUAAAUAGAGAUAUUGGUGUUCUAGAGUUGCUAGAGAGUAUCGGCUUAAAACAUUUCCAAAAGCGUGGUGAUUUACUAUGUGAUAUCCUGGAGAUUAAUUUGGAAUGGAGAAUGCAUCAAUUGAGUGAUGGGCAAAAGAGACGUGUUCAAUUAGUCAUGGGUUUAUUGAAGCCAUGGAGAGUCCUACUUCUAGAUGAAGUGACAGUAGAUCUAGAUGUUAUUGCUAGAGCUAGAUUAUUGGAAUUCUUAAAGAUGGAAACCGAGACGAGAAAAUGCUCCGUGGUAUACGCUACACAUAUAUUUGAUGGUUUAGCCCAAUGGCCUGAUAAUAUCUAUCAUAUUAAGGAUGGUCGUCUAAUUGAUAGACUUGAUUACAAGAAGGAUGUUGAAUUCACAGUAUCUAAAGAACUUUACACCAAUGGGGAUGUAACUUUUGAAGAAGACUCACACAUUUCCAUUAGUAGAGUAAACAGUUUACAUCCUCUGGCAAUAGCCUGGCUAAAAAAGGAUAAUGAUAUUAAGGAUUAG
Messenger RNA from Maudiozyma barnettii, 846 nucleotides. RefSeq names its product putative ATP-binding cassette family ATPase CAF16 (gene CAF16). Gene Ontology annotation, molecular function: ATP binding; ATP hydrolysis activity. The record is from RefSeq and is a predicted model, not a curated record. The transcript has a single exon. NCBI's taxonomy places the organism in Eukaryota, Fungi, Ascomycota, Saccharomycetes, Saccharomycetales, Saccharomycetaceae. The coding region runs from base 1 to 846 and encodes 281 amino acids.